Molecule: messenger RNA, 286 nt
Organism: Racocetra fulgida
Lineage: Eukaryota; Fungi; Glomeromycota; Glomeromycetes; Diversisporales; Gigasporaceae
Source: the annotation of a GenBank genome assembly
AGCUAAAGAUAAAAAGACAGGAAGAAUCGUGGCACUCAAGCAAGUACGUCUAGAUUCACCAUCUAUCGGAGACAAAGAAGGAAUUCCACCCACUUCACUUCGAGAAAUUUCUCUGCUAAAGGAAUGCACGAAACAUGAAAAUAUUGUAAAGGAUUUAAAACCUCAAAAUCUAUUAAUUGAUCAAGAAGAAAAUCUUAAACUAGCAGAUUUUGGGUUGGCCAGAGCCGUUGGUAUUCCUUUGAGACCUUAUACACAUGAGGUAUCAUUUAGUUUAAAAUCUUUUUAA